CACAUCGGACAGCAAAAGCUUUUGUUACUUUAUGCCCAAUGGAGGGUCCUUAGUUUUCUCUUUCUCUCUCUCUUCUCUUGCUUCUCAAUCUCUUAAUCACUCUUCUUCUUCUUACUCUUCACUCUUUCUGAUCUGCUGAUUCUUCAGGUUAUGCAAAUUGGGUACUUUGGGUUGAAUUGUGAUGUCUCCACCAGUACUGGGCAUAGGGGAGGAGGAGGGUAAAAGCAAUGUCACUUUGUUGGUUUCCUCAACCACCAUGGAAAGUGUGUGCCUCAAGAGCAUGGAAUUAAAAGAACGCAAUUACAUGGGAUUAUCGGAUUGUUCUUCUGUGGAUAGCUCGGUUCCGUCGUUCUCAGAAGAGAGUAAAAGUAAACUGAACCUGAAAGCCACAGAACUCAGGCUUGGGCUUCCAGGAUCACAGUCUCCCGAAAGAGAUUCUGAUCUUUCCUUAAGAAGCUCAACUCAAUUUGAUGAAAAGCCUCUGUUUCCUUUGCGUCCUUCGACCGAUGAUCCCCAUUCUACGUUGAAGAUUGCUGUUUUGGGAAACAAAAGAGGGUUCUCUGAUGCCAUGAAUGGGUUCCCAGAGGGGAAAUUCCAUGGUAAUUCAGAGGCAAAUCAAAUACUGUCACCAAGGCCUGCUUCUAACUUGGGAUUAAAACCUGGUUCUACUGUUGAGAAUGUUGGGACUCAGCAAACCAAAAUGAAAGAAGUAGCAACAACGAAGGUGGGGCUUGAUAGGCCUCAUGCUGUCAAUGAAACCAGACCAGGGCUUGAUGGUUCUGCAAAUAAUAAUAGCAGUGCACCAGCAACCAAGGCUCAGGUUGUAGGGUGGCCUCCUAUAAGAUCAUUCAGGAAAAAUUCAUUGGCAAAUAAUUCAAAGAACACUGAAGAAGUUGAUGGAAAAGUGGGGUCCGGUGCACUGUUCGUCAAGGUCAGUAUGGAUGGUGCUCCCUAUUUAAGGAAAGUAGACUUGAAGAAUUAUUCUACAUAUCCAGAAUUAUCUUCUGCUCUAGCCAAGAUGUUCAGCUGUUUUACUAUAAGUCAAUGUGGAUCUCAUGGAAAUCUGGGCAGGGAGAUGCUGCUGAAUGAAACCAAGCUGAAGGACCUUCUUCAUGGAUCGGAAUAUGUUCUUACAUAUGAGGACAAAGAUUGUGAUUGGAUGCUUGUGGGUGAUGUUCCUUGGGAGAUGUUUAUUGAAACAUGCAGGAGGCUGAGGAUCAUGAAGAGUUCUGAUGCCAUUGGUCUAGCUAAAAAGUAAGAGCAGGAACUAGGCAGCACCACUCAUUCCACUCUAUUCACUGAACUGUCUAUGGGAUUAAAAGCUUAUGGCUUAUGAUGUCUUGGGAGCAAAAACUGAAGGCAUUUUGGAUGGAUAGAGUUUCGUACGAAGCUGCCUUAAAAUCCUUGUAUCAUUUACUGUAUCUUUUUAAUGUUGUCAUGGCGUUUAUGUUUUGUAAGCUUGUUUUCAAUAUUGUUAAAACUUGUAAUUAAAACUCCAAGACUUGACUAUGGGAGUACCUAUAUCCUAUCUACUCGAGUUCAUGAUGUGGUUGAAGGAUCUGUAUUAUGUAAAUUUUGCAGCGUACCUUCACAAAAGUGUGUCCUAUAUAUGUUUGUGAUAAAAAAAACCAAGUUGUAUGCACUUGUACUGUUUUAAUGUCAUUUGCCACUUGUCACUUGUGGGUUUUUGG
This is a messenger RNA of Abrus precatorius (Indian licorice), 1691 nucleotides long. Its product is annotated as auxin-responsive protein IAA9-like. The record is from RefSeq and is a predicted model, not a curated record. Gene Ontology annotation, molecular function: protein binding. Gene Ontology annotation, cellular component: nucleus. Lineage: Eukaryota; Viridiplantae; Streptophyta; Magnoliopsida; Fabales; Fabaceae. Bases 182 to 1258 code for a protein of 358 amino acids. Gene Ontology annotation, biological process: regulation of DNA-templated transcription. The transcript has 7 exons.